Messenger RNA from Vigna umbellata (rice bean), 621 nucleotides. RefSeq lists its product as uncharacterized. Lineage: Eukaryota; Viridiplantae; Streptophyta; Magnoliopsida; Fabales; Fabaceae. The record is from RefSeq and is a predicted model, not a curated record.
CUUUGAUCCCUUGACUUCACAAAUUCCAAUUUUACAUGCUUUCAGUGGAUGAAGUUGCAGCCAUGCAUUCUUCAACCGCAUCAAUCUCUUCCAAUUACCCUCUCAUUUCUGCUUUCGUUGCUUUUGCCCUUGCCCAAUCCAUCAAGUUCUUCACCACCUGGUUUAAGGAAAGAAGAUGGGAUCUUAAGCAAUUAGUUGGGUCUGGUGGAAUGCCAUCAUCUCAUUCAGCUACUGUCACUGCUCUUGCAUUUGCCAUUGGGUUGCAAGAAGGCUUUGAAGGAUCACUUUUUGCUAUUUCCUUCGUUUUCGCUUGUACUGUGAUGUAUGAUGCUACUGGUGUAAGAUUGCAAGCAGGACGCCAAGCAGAGGUUUUAAACCAAAUUGUGUAUGAACUUCCUGCUGAGCAUCCUCUAGCUGAAAGGAGACCACUUCAUGAACUUCUUGGGCACACACCCCCUCAGGUAAUUGUGGGUGGAAUACUUGGACUCUUAACGGCAGUUGGCCUUCUAAGACCCCUCGCAACAAAUUGAGGCCUUUCUUUCACUUCAGUUUCUGCUCUCAAAUUCUUCUCUCAAAAAAUAACUUUGCAUUUCAAGAACUUAACAUUUUUCUGUUCUCAUG